This is a messenger RNA of Trifolium pratense (red clover), 3450 nucleotides long. RefSeq names its product sister chromatid cohesion protein PDS5 homolog D-like. Gene Ontology annotation, biological process: DNA repair; mitotic sister chromatid cohesion. The coding region runs from base 161 to 2590 and encodes 809 amino acids. The transcript is spliced from 12 exons. Lineage: Eukaryota; Viridiplantae; Streptophyta; Magnoliopsida; Fabales; Fabaceae. The record is from RefSeq and is a predicted model, not a curated record. Gene Ontology annotation, cellular component: chromatin; nucleus.
AAUUUAAGAGGCGGAUUUGUUUAUAUCUCUGCUUGCAUGUCAAACACUUAGACAUAAACCCUCAAAUUGAGUUUUGCUGAGUUGUACAUUGGCACUCUUAGGGCUAUAAAGUGUUUGGUUUUUUUUGUCUGAGUGUGUGUGAUUCCUUUCUGAUCAAAAAAUGGCUUCUUCUGAUGAUGAUGAUAGAGAUACAGUGAAGAGGCUUAGACAUUUGGGGAGAAAACUAUCCAAAAACCUAGCUUCUUCUGUUGAUAACCUUCUUCAAUUACUUGAUAAAUUGGAGCUGGUAUUAUCAAACUUGGAUCAAAAUCCAGCCAGGCCAAUUCAAGAAUCACUUGUACUUCCAAUGAAGACACUGAUUUCCGAUGAACUUUUGAGACACACGGAUGAUGAUGUUAAGAUUUCAGUUACAGCUUGUUUCACUGAGGUUGCAAGAAUUACAGCACCAAAUUCCCCUUAUGAUGAUGAACAAAUGAAGGAAUUUUUUAAGCUUACAGUGGCAGCUUUUGAAAACUUGUCUCAUGUAUCUGGCCGCAGAUACAACAAAGCACUUACCAUACUUGAAACUUUUUCAAAGAUUAAAAUAUUCUUGAUCAUGCUGGACCUUGAGUGUGAUGACCUGGUUAUUCAAAUGUUUAAAGAUUUCUUGAGAAUUAUAAGGGAAAACCGUUCUAGUAAUGUAAUUGAAUCAAUGGAGAUGGUAAUGACCGGGAUACUCGAUGAAAGCGAUGAUAUUUCCUCGGAUCUUCUCAGGCCUUUGUUAGAUAGCGUAAGAAAAGAGAACCAGAUUAUUUCACCGAUUUCUUGGACCUUGGGAGAGAAAGUAUUUACCAAUUGUGCGGUCAAACUUAAACCGUAUCUCAUGCAAACAGUUGAUUCCUCAGGAAGAGCUCUUGAUGAGUAUGCACAAAUAGUAGCUUCUAUUUGCCAGAAUCAAUCUGAAUCCCCGGAACGUAAUCAUUCAGCGGUGGUUCAGGCAAUUGAGUUUGAGAACAUUGUUGUUGUACCUAAAGAUGAUCAUGAAAAACCCUGUGACGUGACCAGUGGGUUUGAAACAGAUAACAUUUGUGUGAGAGAGGCUGAAAUUACGGAUGACACAAACUCAAAAAUAAGAAGUACCAACGCUGUUACAGUGGACGAUGGUACCAAUGCUGUUACAGUGGACAUUGAGUUUACAAAAAGUUCUGAUUCAAAAAGGGAACGACAUUCUUGUCCAAUUACGAACACCGAAAGACAAAAUACAAAGACAAAUUCUGAAACUGGCAAUUUAGAGUCGGUUCAGAAACAGAACUCCGAAACUCAGCUGGAUACUGUACCAAGGAAGAGAGCGCGUAAGCCUAAUUCUUUAUUGAAUCCAGAGGAAGGCUAUGAUCACUCAUGGAUUUCUAGAAAAUCAUCUCGAUCCAGAAAGGCUCGUGAUAACGGCAAAGCUCUUUCACCAUCUGAUAACUCUACUUCCAGUAAGGAUAUGACGCAGCCAAAGCCUGAAACUGUCAGUGAAGCUCUAGAAAACGGGAAUAUUGCAAAAUCUGCUCAACCUGAAAACCCCUCUGAUAAAAGUAGUGAUGUUCCAUCUAUUGAAAGUCCUGCUUCUACCAAGGGUUUCAGACCGUCAAAUUCUGAAGAUAUGAGCAAAGCUCAUGAAGCUUUAGUUUCGGAACCUAAAGAUGGAGAGAAUACAAAUGCUGUUCCCUUUACAAAGCAUACCAAUCUUGACGGAAGCUCCGCCAAAAGAUGCCGCCCGCGAAGGAAACUUAGUAGCAUUGGGGAUCAAAAUGAUCAUCCUAAUUCUGCGUCAAAAUUGAAGGAUGACAAUUUGAAUACUUUACUUGAGAAGACUUCGUUGGAAUCCACUGGUUCUAGGCUGAAAAAGAAAUCUGAAAAAAGGAAGGAUUCUGCAGUGACGCAUGAGGAACCCGUUAGAAACAUCAAAGUAUCUAUAAAGUUUGAUGGAAAAAUUGUUGUGCCUCCUGUGUCAAUAGUUGCUAAGAUGGAAUCUGAGGUUCUUUGUGAGAAUGAGGGGAAACACAAGUUGAGUACAGAUAUGAAGGUAGAAAAUAGAGAAGAAGGAUCAGAUCAUAUAGAAGUUAACAAACGGAGGAGACGAACUGCUACAUCUAAUAAAGGUUUCAACAAAUCAUCUGCUAUGAAGGCACAUGAACCUCAAGAACUUGGUAACUCAUUAGUUGGUAAAAGGAUCAAGGUCUGGUGGCCGUUGGACCAGACAUAUUACGAUGGUGUUGUCAAUGCUUAUGAUCAUGUCAAAGGAAAGCACAAGGUGUUGUACGAUGAUGGCAUGGAAGAACAGUUAAAUCUCAAAAAACAUCGCUGGGAACUAGUUGAUGUUAAUGUUUUACCCGAUGAGGCACAUGAACCUCAAGAACUUGGUGACUCAUUAGUUGGUAAAAGGAUCAAGGUCUGGUGGCCAUUGGACCAGACAUAUUAUGAUGGUGUUGUCAAUGCUUAUGAUCAUGUCAAAGGAAAGCACAAGGUGUUGUACGACGAUGGCAUGGAGGAACAGUUAAAUCUAAAAAAACAUCGCUGGGAACUACCCGAUGAGGUGAGUAAAAAAUGUAUAUAUCAUGCGUAGUCAUACUGAUACUACCAGGAUGCUUGCAGGGGCACAUGAUAUGUAAGUAUAGUGAGUCUGAAGAGCGGCGCUAAUGCCGGUGUUAUACUGUCUUUCACUUCUUAAUUCCAGUUUCAAUUGAAAGAAAUUUUGAACAAGAAUUUUUUUCAAUGGUAUACUUAUUCUUAAUCUGGUUAACUAUAUCUAUAACGGGAUUAAAAAUAAGUAUAAACAUUGCCUGUUACUGGUAUGAAACUCAACAUCAUUUUGUGACCUAGAACUGUAAACUUGAGAGUUUGACGACGUUUGUGACAAGUCUUUUAUCCCUACAUUGGCGUCCUUAAUUAAUCUGUAUGCAUAUUUCUUUUUUUGUUUCUUUCGCAGUUAAUGCUUAUGCUGUUUAUCUGAUUUAUGAAGCAUAUAACCUUAUACUAUCAUGUAUCUCAUAAUGUACAGGGCAGAAAAAAACAUUGAAAAGUCCAAGUUGAAGUCUCUUAAGGGUGAAACAAUCAAUUCAUUCUCCUGAUCUGGUUUGGUUGAUGACUACAUUGGAUGAAGCACCAAUAACAGCAAAAGAAUGAAGACUGAUUCACACAUUAAAAAGUACAUAGGCCUAUAGGAAAUGUAUCAAAAAACAAAGGCAUGUAGGAAAUAUGUCAAAACAUAUGGUACUUUCCCUUGGAAUGGAGCAUGUACAUCAUGUGCAUAUAUAUUGGAACAUAUGUUGAGAUAACAUACUAAUCCUUGUUGAAAAUAGAUUAAUUUUGAUGUAGAGAAUAGAGAUUAUAUUUUGUGUCAAAACCGUGGACAGAACCAUUUAGUGGUUUCUUACUUCUUUUUUGUUGUACUUAUCUGUUUGCUAAAUUGUCCAUUGGUUUUUU